This is a messenger RNA of Petromyzon marinus (sea lamprey), 1627 nucleotides long. RefSeq names its product pre-mRNA splicing tri-snRNP complex factor PRPF4 (gene PRPF4). Gene Ontology annotation, molecular function: U6 snRNA binding; U4 snRNA binding; protein binding. Gene Ontology annotation, biological process: mRNA splicing, via spliceosome. Lineage: Eukaryota; Metazoa; Chordata; Hyperoartia; Petromyzontiformes; Petromyzontidae. Gene Ontology annotation, cellular component: U4/U6 x U5 tri-snRNP complex. The record is from RefSeq and is a predicted model, not a curated record.
AACCGGAACCGGAUUCAUUCGCCCCGCCCCCCCCCCCACCACCCUAGGCACCACCCCCCUCCCCUCCACCAAUUCUCCUCACGGUGCAGCGUCGACUUCGUAGGCCGAGAUGUCGAGGGAGGAGGGAGCGAGGUCGGGUCGCGCGCACCACAGCGCCGCAGAACGCACGCACGAGCGUCUGGCACGAGCCCCCGAUGCCAUCAAAGCGGCCAUCGAGGCGGGCAACAUCAACAUCUCCAGCGGGGAGUCGAUGCCGGUGGAGGCCGGCGGCGGUCCCGGCGGCGUGACGUCGCGCCAGGCCGAGAUGCUGGCGGAGUUUGAGCGGCGCAAGCGCGCGCGGCUCAUCAACGUGUCCACCGACGACGCCGAGGUGAAGGCGGCGCUGCGCAAGCUGACGGAGCCCGCCUCGCUCUUUGGGGAGGGGCCCGCCGAGCGCAGAGAGAGGCUGCGGAACAUCCUGUCUGUCGUCGGUCAAGAUGCUCUCAAGAAAUCGAAACGAGAGGAGGAGGAGAGAGCUCAGAAGAAGAAACAGGAGCUGCAGGAGACUUGGUACCACGAGGGGCCUGAGACUCUCAAGGAGGCCCGCAUCUGGCUCGCCAAAUACUCGUUACCACGGGCGAUGCAGAGGCUGAAGGAGGCGAGAGCCAAUCGGGAGCUGCCGGAGGCGGCGAGGAACGCAAAGAGGCAGGAGCUCCAUCGGCAGAUUCGGUCGCUCAGUAACUUCUGCAGUCAGAUCGGUGACAGUCGGCCCAUCUCCUUCUGCCAGUUCAGCCCCAACUCCAAGAUGCUGGCCACGGCCUCCUGGAGUGGACUGUGCAAGCUAUGGUCCGUCCCAGACUGCACCCCGAUCCGCACUCUGAGAGGCCACGACCAGAACGUGGGGGCGAUCGUGUGGCACCCGCAAGCCACUCUGAGCCUUGACCCCAAGGACUGCAACAUGGCUUCCUGCAGCGCAGACGGGGCCGUGAAGCUGUGGAACCUAGUGAGCGAUGAGCCCAUCGCCAACAUCGAGGGGCACACGGCGAGGGUGGCGCGGAUCGCUUAUCACCCGUCGGGGCGCUUCCUCGGCACCACGUGCUAUGACCAUUCCUGGAGGCUGUGGGACCUACAGGCUCAGGAGGAGAUCCUGCACCAGGAGGGCCACAGCAGGGAGGUGUACGACAUCGCCUUCCACCCCGACGGGUCGCUCGCAGGGACAAGUGGCCUGGACUCGUUUGCUCGCGUGUGGGACCUGCGAACUGGCCGCUGCAUCAUGUUCAUGGAGGGUCACCUCAAGGAGAUAUUCAGCAUCGACUUCUCUCCCAACGGGUACCACAUCGCGACGGGCAGCGCUGACAACACGUGCAAGAUCUGGGACCUGCGGCGGCGCGCGUGCGUGUACACGGUGCCGGCUCACCACAACCUCGUGUCGCGCGUGCGCUUCCAGCCCACGGGUGGCCACUUCCUGGUGACGGCCGCGUACGACAACACGGCGAAGGUCUGGUCCCACCCCGGCUGGUCCCCGCUCACCACGCUCGCCGGACACGAGGGCCGCAUCAUGGGCCUUGACCUGUCUCCCGACGGGAGCCUCAUCGCCACCUCCUCCUACGACCGCACCUUCAAGCUCUGGAUGGCGGAGUGAGGGGUG